UCACAACAGUCUCCAACCCUUAAAUAACGUUUCCAUUUUUACUACAAUUAUUAUUACUAACUAAAUAUUAUAUUUUCUUUCUACUCUAUCGCUUAUAUUACGGCGGAAUAGUUAGCGAUUUCCCUGUCCACUUGUCAACUUCCAAAUAUGGUUUGUAACUUGAGCGUGAAGAGUAUAUUGAAACCGAGUGUAAUGACAACGCUAUUGGUUAUUUAUCUUUAAAGAAUAUUUUUACAUAAAAAUCCACCAAUAUGAUUGCAAGUUGUAAAGGGCUUACACUGCUGAAUCCUCCCAUAAUCCUCCACUGCUGAGUGUCAGUCUGAAAGUCUGACCUUAAAAUCUGGCCAAAUAAAAUAUUUAGCGUAUAUCUCAUUGACCCAGAUUUCUGUUUAUAUAUACACAUCGCGGUAAAGAAUUCGUUUGAAACGUCAACUAUUUGGUGGAAUAACUCGGAAGCUUAUAAACAAUGGUGUUCCUAGCGCGUUCAUACCAAGGACGUCUCUUCUUUAACUUACCGUGGUCUUUGAAAGCGAUUGCGCGUACUUCGACCAGAGUUGUAGCAUCACACAAAGAAGUGUUGCCAUUCUCGGCCAUUCCUGGCCCAAAAGGAACAAUUCGAAAUCUGUUGGACUACGGGAUGUCCAAAGGGACGUUCUUUGAAGUCUUGGAGAAGCGCUUUGAUAAAUACGGUCCGAUUUACAGCGAAAAACUGCUGGACACUCGUAUAGUGAGCAUUUCCGAUGUCGACGCCACGACGAACGUCUUGCGCACAGGAAAGAAAUUUCAGAUGCGACCCGGCUUCGAGGCAGUUGCCGAGAUGAUGGAGGAGACAGGCUUUGGUGUUGGGCUCGCCUCAAACGACUAUGAAAUAUGGUAUCCUGAUAGAUCACUGCUCUCGCCGAAGAUGCUGCGUCCCAAAGACGUGAAUGAGAGAUAUUCCUUGUUGAAUACUAUAGCGAACGAGUUCACAGAGCGAGCGGCACGUUGUAUUGGACCAGACGGAGUGGUGGACAACAUAGAAGAAGAACUGGACUUUUGGACCGUAGAGUCGUUCGCCGCGUUCUUGUUCAAUCACCGUCUUGGUUUCUACGACGACCCCCCGGAUCCUGAAGCAGUCGUGUUCGUGAAUUCUGCUCGUAUUAUGCUUAAUAUGAUCGGAAAGAUGCUGCACGGUGCUCCUUUUCAUAAGUACUUCAAGACCUCUACCUAUUCCGCGUUGAAGAAAAGCAUAACUGACGUAAAGACCAGUGGCUUGAACAUUUUAAAUAGAGUUUUAGCAACAAAGAAGGAGACAGUCAAUGGUCACAAACAAUCUUUGUUUGAAUUUCUUUCUGCCAACGAUAAAUCACCAGAAAGAAUGGCGUCGAUGCUUGUUGGUUUAAUGUCGGCUGGCAUCGAUGCCACCAGAACAAUAUGCAUGUGGUUGUUUUACGAUCUUGCCCGGAAUUCGGACAUCCAAGAGAGACUCUACAGCGAACUUUUGUCUUCAAUUGGCCCUGAUGGGGAGGUAUCAGCCAGCACGAUUCCUUCAUAUCUCAGAGCCGCCGUGAAGGAGUCGCUUCGCCUUUACCCGGUCGGAGGAUAUGUGGUACCUCGUGUAUUUCAUAACGAUAUUGAUGUUCUUGGAUACAAUAUUCCAGCAGGUGUGAGGAUUUAUUGUUACCAAUUUCUGCAUUCAAUCGAUGAGCGUUACUAUGGAGCGGACGCGAAACAGUUUGUACCUGAGCGAUGGAUGCGUGAUGAUGCAGGAAAGAAAAGAGAGUUCAACUCGUUCACGACGUUGCCAUUCGGUUAUGGUGUAAGAAUGUGCUUAGGUCGGAGAAUGGCCGAGGCAUUGAUUUAUACGGUAACAAGCAAGCUGCUGCUUCGCUACCGUUUAGAGUACGCCGGAGAAUGCGAGCUGAAACGAAGUCUAGUGGGAGUGACCAUGAGUCCGGAUCAGCCUGUUUUGCUUAAGCUCAUUCCUCGCGAAAAAGAGAUUUAAUAAACAAUUAUUGAAUUCGGUUUUUGUGAUAUGCAGAGUUAUUAAGGUCGAGGUAAGCGUUAUCAGCCUCGCCUUCGGCUGGGCUUACCUUGAUCUUGAUAACUCUGCAUAUCACAAAAACCGAAUUCAAUAAUUGUUUUAAUAUACAUUUGAAGAAGAGUAAACAUAGUAUUAACAAACGAAAAACCUUAUUCAAUAGAAACAUCCAAAAAUACAUCAGUUAUUAUUACAUAAAUUAAUUCAAAUGAAUACCACUUCUUAACCACCGCAGGCUCACUUGCAGAUAACUCAGUUAACUGUCAACUAUUAGCCAAUCAAAUUGCGUUUACUACUAAAAUGUAUAAUAAUUAACAAUUAUUGGAUGAGAUCGAGAAUUAUCAAGCUGAAGUUUGCGUUAUUUGCCGAAGCGAAGCUGAGGCGGAUAACGCAAAUUGAGGCUUAAUUAUUCUCGAUAUCAUGCGAAAACCGAAUUCAAUAAUUGUUUUAUUAGGUAUUUUCUUUUUAGAGAGGUAGCCUGCGCCAUUAUUGACAACAAACUAUAGCGGCAAAAAAUUACGUCACCUACGGAUAAUUUCUAAUGUCGUGUAGGUGGCAAAACAUUGAGAAUUAUCUGUAGGUUUUUAGCCAAUCACAAUCGAGAUUGCAUUAUUAAUGGAUAAUAAUAAGUGUUAUUCGUAACGUUCCUCGUUAACAGGAGAAGGGAAAUUAUUAGCAUGAUUUGGAUCAUCGUUGAUUGUGACGUUUGCACGUUGCACUGACACUUACUGAUCUAAACUUUAGAAGGAAACGGACAAUGUAGACACAUGUCUAUUUUGACUGUUAUUAUUUCCAUAUUUUUAAAUAAAUAACAUCAUAAAAAGUUACGAUUAGCUCUGCUCUUUACAUGGAGCCCGAUAGGCAGGCCGUCCUCGGGAUAUUUUACAGGGGGGGGUGUACGGUCAUCUAAACCGACUGAUCGACAAACUUGUACCGACUACACUCUGGAUGAAACUUUGUCAAGUUUAUAUUGUAUCAGUCUAUAGCGUCAAAAAUAUUUUUAUCUACCGACUAAAAUAGCAAUUUUACCGACUGAACCUCAGAAUCAACUUUCUGGAGGGUGUGUAUCCCCCUAACCCCCCUCCGUAGCUCCGAUAAGGGACACUAAAGCGACAAGAAACGGAGAGAACGAACGGUUGCUGGCAGCGACCGCUUGUCUGUUGUUGUCUGUUGAAAGAGUUUGAACGUGUCAUAUUGCGCUGGGAUUCAACACGUGGCGAUAGUACUUCGUUUAUAUCGGACGGUAGAGGUAAAAUUCUUCCUUUUCCUUGGUUGAAAUCGGUUGAAACUAGUUUAUUCAUGUAUGUAUUGUAUUGUCCUGUGCUGUUUUAAUGGCAGAAAAUAGGAUAUUCUGUAAUCUAUUAAUAUUGCGGUUUGCGGUUGUUGUUGGCAAAAAAUCAGCAUAUUUCACGUGUAGUCGGAGAAUUUGGUAGGCUGCUAGAGCCAGAGGUCGAUACGCCGGGCGUUUUUUUGGCAUUGUGCGUAAUUGUACAAUGCACAUGCCAGCACAUUUUGCUCUGAUAUAUUAUACAGACCCUCAUCGCGUUACCUACUUGUCAUCAGAAUUCCAGGGAAAUUAUACUCAUGCGUCAAACUAAGUAUUUAAUCUACUUUAGUCUCAAGUGCAGGAAGCAACAAAUUAUUUAUUGGUGUGCCAAUAAUUCUAGAUCUUGUACAAAAACCAGCAACUCAG
Molecule: messenger RNA, 3713 nt
Organism: Dendronephthya gigantea
Lineage: Eukaryota; Metazoa; Cnidaria; Anthozoa; Malacalcyonacea; Nephtheidae
Product: cytochrome P450 10-like
Exons: 2
Coding region: 467-1984 (505 amino acids)
Molecular function (GO): iron ion binding; heme binding; oxidoreductase activity, acting on paired donors, with incorporation or reduction of molecular oxygen
Source: RefSeq, a predicted model, not a curated record